AUGCCGCCGCACCAUAGAAACCCAAACCCACCGGCGAUGCCGAAUGAGCAAUUCAUGGAAGCCAUGUACGCCGCUUUCCUGGGGAUGGCUACUAGAGCCCAAAAUGAACGUCCCGCGGAGGACAGAAAACAUAACUACUUCUGUGAGUACAUGCGUAGUUCAAUUCCUGUAUUCACUAACGCGGGUGGACCCGAAGAAGCUGAGUACUGGUUCGAAUCGGUGUCUAAGCAUCUAAGUACCAUGGGAGUACCGGAUGAGUAUUGGGUGGAGUUCGCAGCUUUUAAGUUUGAAGGUCCUGCAGGUGCAUGGUGGAAGCAUAUCCGGCGAAUGCAAGAUGUAGAGGGGAUGACUUGGGAACAAUUCGAAGCGCUAUUUAAUGAGCAAUUCUUUUCCCAAAGUUAUCGAGAUGAAACGGCCAUGGAAUUCAUGGGCCUACAACAAGGGGAAAUGACAGUGAGGGAAUACGAGGCUAGGUUCAAUGAACUGUCCCGUUUUGCUCCCUCCUUGAUUGAAUCGGAGCGCAUGAAGUGCCUAAAGUUCGAGAAAGGUCUUAAGGGUGUAAUCCGUUUAUUAGUGGAUCGAGCAGUUUCAGGGAAAACUUCAGGAGGACCUCAAAGGAAUAACAGAAAAAGUCGUGAUCAAGGGCAAGGUAGUGGGGGAGUGCCUAGUGGUAGCAGUGGCUCUUCGGGAAGUGGGAAGAAUGGACCCUAUAGCUUCAAGUGCCACCAUUGUGGGGAGCUAUGGCAUAUCAAGAGGAACUGUCCUAUCAGGGGCCAAAUGUCUACCCAGCCGCAACAACAGUACAGACCUGGAAACCAGAAACCUAACAACAAUGAGAGAGGAAAAGGGAAAGCACUGGGGCAGAUGCAUACCAUGGCCGGGGGAAGUUCUGGAGCUCAUGCCGGAAACCUAGUCGUCGAGGGUAUGGUACCUAUCUCUCACUCUUUUGCACGAGUUUUGUUCGACACUGGUGCUACGCACACUUUUGUUUCCGCUUCUUUUGUGAAAAUUUUGGGUUUGAAACCCGAUGACUUAGAGACUUUAAUGUUUAUAAGUUCUCCAUUGGGACGUGUGGAGGUGACUAGUGCAUGUAGGUCGUGUGUGAUCACGAUUGGAAGUGAGAAAUUAAAGGCAGAUUUGAUAAUCCUUCCCAUGAAUCAGUUUGAUGUGGUGCUUGGAAUGGAUUGGUUGUCAACAUAUGGGGCGAUUGUUGAUUGCCACCGUAUGAGAGUCACCUUGACUACCGGUUCUGGCACGACAGUAACGUAUCAGGGAGGUGUUAACCCAGUUACAGAAGAACGACUACUGAGGCAUAGUGUCGAAGGACGGCGGAAUAUAGCUUGUUUCUCAUUCCUUUCGGCAUUAGAGGGUGAAUCUGGUAUCGUCGGGGAGAAUGUUGAGGUCCCCGUGGUCGAUGAAUAUGCGGAUGUAUUCCCUGAUGAGUUGCCUGGUUUACCGCCUGAUCAGGAGAUCGAGUUUUGUAUCGACUUACUUCUGGAGACGGCUCUGAUUUCUAUUGCUCCGUAUCGAAUGGCGCUUGCGGAGAUGAAAGAGCUAAGGAAACAGCUCAGAGAGUUGGCAGAAAAGGGAUUCAUUAGAAACAUCACAUCCCCGUAG
Molecule: messenger RNA, 1617 nt
Organism: Morus notabilis
Lineage: Eukaryota; Viridiplantae; Streptophyta; Magnoliopsida; Rosales; Moraceae
Exons: 3
Coding region: 1-1617 (538 amino acids)
Molecular function (GO): zinc ion binding; nucleic acid binding
Source: RefSeq, a predicted model, not a curated record